Leptonychotes weddellii (Weddell seal) is the source of this 1517-nucleotide messenger RNA. The record is from RefSeq and is a predicted model, not a curated record. Lineage: Eukaryota; Metazoa; Chordata; Mammalia; Carnivora; Phocidae.
AUGGGCACUGAUGCUGUGAACAUUUCUAAGUCCUAUCUCUCCAGAGGCCCUUGUCCUUCAUCCUUUGCUUUUCUCCCCCAGGUUAUCCUGAAGGAUCUGGAGGUGUUGGCAGAAAUUGCUUCCUCCCCUGCAGGCCAGACGGAUGACCCAGGCCCCCUUGAUGGCCCUGACCUCCGGGUCAGCCACUCAGAACUUCAGGUGCCCACCCCUGGCAGAGCCAACCUGCUGAACACUCCUGGUACCAAAGGCUUAGAAUGUUCUCCUUCCACCCCCACCAUGAACUCCUACUUUUAUAAGUUCAUGAUCAACCUUCUCAAGAGGUUCAGCAGUGAACGCAAGCUCCUGGAGGCCAGAGGCGCUUUCAUCAUCAGGCAACUCUGCCUCCUGCUAAACGCGGAGAACAUCUUCCACUCGAUGGCAGACAUCCUGCUCCAAGAGGAGGACCUCAAGUUCGCCUCCACCAUGGUUCACACCCUCAACACCAUCCUGCUCACCUCCACAGAGCUCUUCCAACUGAGGAACCAGCUCAAGGACCUGAAGACUCUGGAGAGCCAGAACCUCUUCUGCUGCCUGUACCGCUCCUGGUGCCACAACCCCGUCACAACGGUGUCCCUGUGCUUCCUCACCCAGAACUACCGGCACGCCUAUGACCUCAUCCAGAAGUUCGGGGACCUGGAGGUCACGGUGGAUUUCCUCACAGAGGUGGAUAAACUUGUGCAGCUGAUCGAGUGCCCCAUCUUCACAUAUCUGCGCCUGCAGCUCCUGGACGUGAGGAACAACCCGUACCUGAUCAAGGCCCUCUACGGCCUGCUCAUGCUGCUGCCGCAGUGCAGCGCCUUCCAGCUGCUCUCGCACCGGCUGCAGUGCGUGCCCAAGCCCGAGCUGCUCCAGGCCGGAGACAGUCCGCCGGCAGCCCCCAAGUCACAAAAAGCAGAUUCCCCCAGCAUCGACUACGCAGAGCUGCUGCAGCACUUCGAGAAGGUCCAGAAGAAGCACCUGGAAGUGAGGCACCAGCGGAGCGGGCGCGGGGAUCACCUGGACCGGAGGGUUGUCCUCUGACAGGCCUGGCAUGGAGAAGGGCCCAAGGAGUGGCCCCAUGGAGCAUUCAGGGUCUUCAGGCCCCCUCCCUGAGGAGCUCAAAGACCUGCCUCGAGGGCAGGGGCUGGGCCUGGCCACCAGCGCGGGGUGGGGGCACAGAGGCCGUCCACCCAAGCUCUUCUCAUAGCCCAGCCCCCCCCCUGGGCCCCCAGUGCUGUCAGCUGCACCCUGGCCUUCAGACAGAGCUGGCUUCCCACCAGGGUGGGGCCAAAGCCCCAGACACCACCCACUCUCUGGAACCGGUCUCUUUCUGAUACCCUCUUGUCGAAGAGCUUGUGCUCUCGGGCCCACCAGAGCUCCGCUCUGUGCUGACGCGCGUACAUAGGAGUACAUGUACCUGUCUGCGGACAGGGGCCAGCACGGAAGUCCGUGUGAAUGACACGCCCCCUGCCCCAAUAAAGAAAUGACGGAAAACCCUC